AUGAAAAUGGAGGAAAUGACUUUUUCGGGCCUGGAUAACAGCAAGUUAGAGGCUUUGGCUCAUGAUAUUUAUACUGACCUGAUUGAGGAUACUUGCCUGGGCUUGUGCUUUGAGGUACACCGGGCUGUCAAAUGUGGUUACUUCUUUCUGGAUGAUACAGACCCUGAUAGUAUGAAGGAGUUUGAAAUUGUGGAUCAACCAGGGCUGGAUAUUUUUGGCCAGGUCUAUAACCAGUGGAAGACUAAGGAAUGUGUGUGCCCAAACUGUAGCCGAAGCAUUGCUGCCUCCCGCUUUGCCCCUCACUUGGAGAAGUGCCUUGGUAUGGGUCGGAACAGCAGCCGCAUUGCCAAUAGGAGGAUAGCAAGUAGUAACAACAUGAACAAAUCUGAGAGUGAUCAAGAGGACAAUGAUGACAUAAAUGAUAAUGACUGGUCAUAUGGAUCUGAGAAGAAAACAAAGAAGAGGAAAUCGGAUAAGAAUCCCAAUUCUCCCCGAAGAUCCAAGUCCCUGAAACAUAAAAAUGGGGAGCUGAGUGGCAACUCAGACCCAUUUAAGUAUAACAAUUCUGCUGGAAUCAGCUAUGAAAGUCUGGGCCCUGAGGAGCUCCGUACUUUGCUAACUACACAAUGCGGGGUGAUCUCUGAACACACUAAGAAGAUGUGUACACGGUCUCUUCGCUGCCCCCAGCACACUGAUGAACAGCGGAAGUCAGUCAGGAUCUACCUCCUGGGAUCCUCUGCCUCACUUCCCGAGACAGAAAGCAAUGUGGAAAAUGAUAGCUUUGAUGCAAUAGAGUGUCCAGCCCUCAUGAGUCGGCUUCAAUGGGAUGGUUCUUCAGCUAUCUCUCCCUCUGAUUCAGCUUCAUCAAAAGCAAGUACAAACAACGAGUCUCGAAAAACCAAAAAGAAGAAACCACACAUGAGCCUGGUUGGAGGUGCUCCAGGAAUGAGCUCCAAUAAGAAGAAACUGAAGCCUAAACCACUUGCCCCUCCUACCCCCAGCCUCUAUGAUGACAUCAAUUGA
Protobothrops mucrosquamatus (brown spotted pit viper) is the source of this 1023-nucleotide messenger RNA. RefSeq names its product ataxin-7-like protein 3. Gene Ontology annotation, cellular component: SAGA complex; DUBm complex. Lineage: Eukaryota; Metazoa; Chordata; Lepidosauria; Squamata; Viperidae. Gene Ontology annotation, biological process: regulation of transcription by RNA polymerase II; positive regulation of DNA-templated transcription. The record is from RefSeq and is a predicted model, not a curated record. The transcript has 12 exons. Gene Ontology annotation, molecular function: transcription coactivator activity. Bases 1 to 1023 code for a protein of 340 amino acids.